UCCGUCAAGCAUCCGCUCUGAACAAACGAAGGCUCUCCUGUUCCUUUUAUACUUGGGUGGCUGUGAAACAAAGUGACUUUCAACUAAUUUUGUUCGCCACAGUGGAUACCAUAAAAGCUCGAAUAGCUUUUUCAUACCGCUAAUUUCGAGCUCGAUCUAGCUCGCACUGGUUGACAGGAAAAACCAUGCCAACUGCCACUUCUAUAGUAUCCUGCAGUGGAAAGUGAUUUUUUUCUCUAAGUGUUUCCGUUGACACCAUUGAUUUGCACAACUGCGGAGAAACUUUUAAGGACAAGAACUGAACGUCGAAAAUGGUUGCAAUCAGCCCAUCAAUCAACAACAGCAAAAUGGCACCGAAUGCAACGGUUGAAGCGACCGGAGUGUUGAAUGAAGCCGAUGCCGAAACCAUCGAUGGAGCUCUGGCGAAAGAUAUCACCCCGUUGAAGCGAGCGGAGAAGCGCAAGAUCAAGCUGGUAUGGCGUAAUGUGAUUGCUUUCGGUUACCUGCAUCUGGCCGCCGUGUACGGCCUGUGGUUGCUGCUAACCUCGGCCAAGCUCUACACUGUCGCUUUCGCUUUCGUACUGUACGUCAUGUCCGGACUUGGCAUCACGGCUGGCGCCCAUCGACUGUGGGCCCACCGCUCGUACAAAGCUAAGCUGCCACUGCGAAUCAUUCUGGCCUUCUUCAACACGAUCGCCUUCCAGGAUUGCGCCAUGCACUGGGCCCGGGACCACCGGGUGCACCACAAAUACUCAGAAACGGAUGCCGACCCUCACAACGCAACCCGUGGCUUCUUCUUCUCGCACGUCGGUUGGCUGCUGUGUCGCAAGCACCCGGAAGUCAUCGCCAAGGGUCGCCAGCUGGACAUUUCCGAUCUGCAAGCCGACCCGGUGCUACGCUUCCAGAAAAAAUACUACAUGAUCCUGAUGCCCUUGGCCUGCUUCAUUCUGCCCACAAUCACACCGGUCUACUGCUGGGGUGAAACCUGGACCAACGCAUGGUUCGUCGCCACUCUGUUCCGCUGGACCUUUAUCCUGAACGUCACUUGGCUGGUGAACAGUGCUGCGCACAAAUGGGGCGACAAGCCGUACGACAGAGCCAUCAACCCGGCGGAGAACAAAACCGUGGCCUCGUUAGCGUUCGGCGAAGGCUGGCACAACUAUCACCACGUGUUCCCAUGGGACUACAAGACCGCUGAGCUGGGCAACUACCGGAUGAACAUGACGACCGCCUUCAUCGAUUUCUUCUCGAAGAUUGGCUGGGCGUACGACUUGAAGACGGUGUCGAGUGAGAUUAUCGAGAAGCGCGUCAAGCGAACUGGCGAUGGAUCGCACAACACCUGGGGCUGGGGUGAUGCCGAUCAGGACAAGGACGAAGUCAAGGCUGCCAAAAUCAUCAACCGUAAAGAGGAUUAAAGACAAGCGAGUUUAAGGAUGGACGAGAGCAGGAGCAAGCGAGAGAACGCGAUAGAAUGACUGUACAAACUGAGUUACUCUGGUAGUGGUUAGUUAAACUCUUUUUAUUGGCCCCCAUCAUUUACUUUGAACCGCACCAAAAAAAACGAUAGUGGAUGGUUUGUGAUAGACUAUUGAUUUCUGUAUUUUCUCCCAAUAAUGGUGGACCUUUAAACCUGCAAAAUUAAACAGUGUCUGCGACAAACGAAAAUACCCUAAUAGGGGCAAAUUGUAUCGAAGUGUCUCGAUCCAUAGGCAACAAGAGUGCGAAAAUUCAAAAUUUACAAAAAUGCCCUCUACACAUUUUUACAGCAAAAAAUUGACUAGCGAAAUAAGGGCUAAAUGAAUAGUGAAGACCGGUACCAUCAAAUGGGAUUGUAAACACAGCUUUAAAAACAUUUAAAUCGCCCCGGCACGAUACAAAAUAAUCUACUUUAGUUUUAGUUUGCGUAAUUUAUUGAUCUAAUCUAAAUAUCUAGGAGAAAAUUAGUUUUCUCGAAACAUACCUACUUUAUAAGAAAAUUGCUAGUAAACUGCGUGAAUGGCAGAGCUGUGAACAAGUAAAUGUUAUAAAAUAGAGUGAUAGAUACUCAGGAAGUGUCGCGAGUGACUAAAAGAGAUGUUGAAAACGGAGAAAUAAGAUUGUUUUUUCUUUAACUAUAACCAUUCGCCAGCUACCAAUUUUGAAGAAAGAUCCCGUUGUUAUGGCUAAGAGAGAAUGGAUUGAGACUGAUGUUAUGCUGGCGAAAAAAGUAUAGGGCAUUUUUGGUAUACUUUUGGCUGAGAAAAAACUCCACCAAUGGCAGUUGUAUGAAGGAAAUUUUAAAAGCGUUGUUCCAUGUUCUAGAUGCAGCAGGUAUUAUUUUCCACACAAAAACCAGUAAAUGUCCUCAUUUAAAUUGUAAGUCAACAAGUAAUAAGAGGAAUAAACUGAAAAGAACACAUUUGAUGGUUUGCUCCAGCAGAAAAAAGUAGCUUAAAAACAGUAAAAAUGUGCAGGCUUUCAUUUCUAAACACUGCUCUUUCGAUUUUCAGAGUGCAUAUAGCAACUUAAUAUUAAUCUAAAUACCACCUAGAAUAGUAGAAGAUUACUGUGAAACUUCUUUCCAAAGUGUCACUACCUUACUAGAUGUGUACUUGCAAACAAAAGGAUCCAGAAGAAUCCUCUAUGUUUUCCCCAGAAACUGAAUAAAAAAAAACUCAAUUUUUUGGUAAACAAAUAUUUGCUACGAUACUA
This is a messenger RNA of Wyeomyia smithii (pitcher-plant mosquito), 2691 nucleotides long. RefSeq names its product acyl-CoA Delta-9 desaturase-like. Bases 312 to 1415 code for a protein of 367 amino acids. Lineage: Eukaryota; Metazoa; Arthropoda; Insecta; Diptera; Culicidae. The record is from RefSeq and is a predicted model, not a curated record. The transcript has 5 exons. Gene Ontology annotation, cellular component: endoplasmic reticulum membrane. Gene Ontology annotation, molecular function: iron ion binding; stearoyl-CoA 9-desaturase activity. Gene Ontology annotation, biological process: unsaturated fatty acid biosynthetic process.